AACAUAUUUCUCUCUCCUUGCCUCCUCCUCCUCCUCCUCCUCCUCCUCCCCAUGAAGGGAAUGCAGCUCGGGUCAUAUGAUCGUUUCACUGACUGGAUGAGCAGAGCUGCAGCCGACUGAGAGGCUCAAGAGUCAGAAAGGAUCAAAAAGAUGAAGGUACUCAACAGAGUUCUGGUCCACACGGCCGUGUUUCUUAUGCUGGAGGUCCUCGUUCAGGGAGACACCAAGGUGGGCUGUGUGUUUGGGGGGAGCUGUGUGCUGCCUUGCCGCUUCCAGCCAAACGGGGAUAUGAUCUUUCACUGGGGCGAGAUAAGUGGGAAGAAGCUUCAGGUCCACUCGUACUACGAUGACCAGGACCAACUGGGAUACCAGGACCCUCUCUACAAGGGAAGGACCUCCCUGUUCAAUGACCAGAUCUCAGGGGGCAACGCAUCCCUUGGUCUGGCCAGGGUGAACCUCCAGGACCAGGGCAGGUACCUGUGUUACGCCAGCACUUCACAGAACAACCAGAGAACCUUCGUCACCUUGACUGUGAGAGCUCCUGUUUCGAGAGUGGACAUUCGGCUAGUGAACAACACUGUCACCUGUAAGUCUGGAGGAAUCUACCCAAGACCAAAGCUCACCUGGUCUGUCAUUCCUCGCCCGGCUACUGUCCUCCAGAACCCAACCGUGGUCCAUGAAGAUGACCAGGGACUCUAUGACAUAACUGGCUCCUUAAGAACUGUUUACAGUGACACAGAAUCGACCUACAGCUGCUCAGUCCACAAUGAACACAGUGCAAAGAAAGCCACGAUGAGGCCACACCCUCCAAUGCAAAGUGCUCCAAAGAGUGAGGUGUUACUCCCUUGUGAAGCCUCGGGGCUCGAUGACAUCACCUGGACCUUCAACCACAACCAGACCAUCCUCAGAAGACAAGCAGGACAAGAGAAGGUGGUGGAAACAGAGUGGCAGCAGCAUGUAAGAGACCUGUCUGAAUCAGGCAGCCUCCUGCUGUAUGUGACCUCAUCAGCCCAGAGUGAAGGGACGUACAGGUGUACUCUCAGGUAUGCAGACGAAGAAGACGUAACCCACAUUGAACUGAAGAUACUGGAGGACCCUAUUGCAGGGGGAUCAUAUAGCACAGAUUGGAUCAUAGUAGGAGUCAUUCUUUAUAUUAGUAUUAGUGUAAUCAUCCUCAUCAUCUUCAUCUGUUUAGCUUUUAGAGGAAGGGUUUCUUUAAAAUUUUCUAUACAAUUUUGUCAAUCAUUUUGCACAUAUAUUUUUGUUCCAACUGUUUUAUGCUGUUUCAUACCAUUUUUCAUGUUAGUAAUUACGUCAGUUAUUCUAUCAGUUUUCACAUUAAUUUAUUUUCUCUAUUUUCUCAAACAACCAAGUACUGAACACUCUCCUCAGGAGGUCCUUCCUCUGUCUGGGGCAGAGGGUUUAACCUCCUGACUGUAUGACCCGUACCAUCAGACACAGCAGGCCAGACUGGGUCGUAGGGGCCAGGAUUAAACGUUCACAUGUCAUUUAGGGGAGCGUUGUUAGAGGGGCUGACCAGCUUCAGGGAAGAGGACAGUUGUCAGACUGACAAUUGGAUGGCAAUCAGGGAGGCAACUUCAGCACUACAACUUCAGCACUACAACUUCAGCACUACAACUUCAGCACUACGGCAGGGACGUCCAAAGAGCACCCUUCCAGGGGUGCAGAGAUGUGUAUCUGGAUGGAUAGAGUUGAAGGAGUUCUUCUGCUUCAACAAACAGACAUUGCUCACUGUGUAUUUUAUCUAUGUCCCACAUGGUGUUUUAUAGUCUGCAUGUUGAUCGCAUGGAAAAACAACUUGAGCUGCAUUUUAAUGGUGUAAAGGUUGCUCCCAUGAUUUUUUAUUAUCAUUCAUUUUAUUUGCAUUAUAAUGUCAUAUCAACCACUUUAUAUAUUUUAGGGAAAUAUCUGUAAAUUAUAUCAUUUGUCUUUGCCUUCACUGCCUCACUGUGGUUGGGUGAAGCAAGCUUCACCUCAAACACAGGAUGCCUCUGGUGGUGCACAGAUUUGUAAUGUUGUACCCAUUAAGUUACAUAUAUUUACAUAUACAUUAGUUAUAUAUAUUUGAAUCCUCUACUGCUUGUCAUUUGAAGUCUCCCUGUGAUUUUGUUUUCAUCUAUAAAACGUAAUUCAAGAAA
Molecule: messenger RNA, 2159 nt
Organism: Gadus morhua (Atlantic cod)
Lineage: Eukaryota; Metazoa; Chordata; Actinopteri; Gadiformes; Gadidae
Product: butyrophilin subfamily 2 member A1-like
Exons: 5
Coding region: 151-1434 (427 amino acids)
Biological process (GO): positive regulation of T cell proliferation; immune response; T cell costimulation
Cellular component (GO): external side of plasma membrane
Source: RefSeq, a predicted model, not a curated record